AUGGAGUCGACGACGGCAGGUUUGUCACGAGGAUGCACUCGAAUUCGAGAGCCGGACGCGAACUUGCAGUUGCGGUUCAACGUGCACUUCGACGGACGAGCUCUCUGGUCUCGCACUUGCUGCGGAAUCGAUGGAACUGAUCGGACUCUCCGACGGUACCAGGUGAAUAGAGUCCGUGUGGAUUAUGUGGGCAAGAUGCUAUGGCGUGCUCAGAAUCGUGUUCAGCGAGUCCCAAGAUCUCAUGUCCGCACAUCAUUGAUGUGCUGGUAG
Molecule: messenger RNA, 270 nt
Organism: Peronospora matthiolae
Lineage: Eukaryota; Oomycota; Peronosporomycetes; Peronosporales; Peronosporaceae
Source: the annotation of a GenBank genome assembly